Messenger RNA from Beta vulgaris subsp. vulgaris (sugar beet), 2989 nucleotides. RefSeq names its product cell division cycle protein 27 homolog B. The transcript is spliced from 16 exons. Gene Ontology annotation, molecular function: protein binding. Lineage: Eukaryota; Viridiplantae; Streptophyta; Magnoliopsida; Caryophyllales; Amaranthaceae. Gene Ontology annotation, biological process: cell division. Bases 245 to 2515 code for a protein of 756 amino acids. The record is from RefSeq and is a predicted model, not a curated record.
AGGGGAGAAAAGAGAGAAAUUCAAAUUUCAAAUCCACACCCCCCUUGGCCCCUUCCCUUCUCUCUCGCAAACACAAAAGCUCCACCAUGUCUGCAACCCUCAAACCCUAACUAAGCUCUUUUCUACUUCUCUCUCUCUUUCUCUCUCCUCCAACUCUUCCUUCUCUUCAAACGUUUAUUUGCCACGUGGCAAAUCGCAUCUUCUUUCUCUCUCCUCUAUCUUUCCUAUUUGCUUCUGAGCAGUUAUGGAAGCCAUACUUGUUGAUUCAGUUCAGAACAGUUUGCGGCAUUUUAUGUACCCCAAUGCCAUUUUCAUUUGUGAACGUCUUUGUGCUGAAUUUCCGUCUGAGGUCAAUUUGCAAUUGUUGGCUAGUUGUUACCUACGCAAUAAUCAAGCUUAUGCUGCGUAUCAUAUAUUGAAAGGCACACGAAUGGCUCAAUCGCGCUACUUGUUUGCUUUCUCAUGCUUUCAGAUGGAUCUUUUAAAUGAAGCAGAAAAGGCAUUGUCCCUAGCUAAUGAGUCUGGUUUGGAGGUUCCAAAUGGUGCAGCUGGCCAUUAUCUACUUGGACUUAUUUACAGGUAUACAGACCGUAGAAAGAGUGCCAUUCAUCACUUUAAGCAAGCAUUGUCUAUUGAUCCAUUGUUUUGGGCUGCAUAUGAGGAACUAUGUAUAUUGGGCUCUGCUGAAGAAGCAUAUACCGUGUUUGGUGAAUCAGCUGUUGCUACCAUACAGAAGCAGCAGCAACAACAGCAGCAUGCCCUGACGUCUCAGAACUUUGUCACUUCCACUGAGGAUCAUAACCAAGUUUUGGCUAAGAGCUCUGGUGAUGCAAGUCCGAGACAGCUGAAAAGUAUCCAUGGUAAUAGCGCAAAGGAUGCUUCUGGAAGUUAUCAGGGAGCUACGGUAUCUUCAGCAGCUGUCAACCAACCCCUGAAUUGCUCGUCUUCUAGCUUGUCAUUUUACAACACUCCUUCUCCAAUGGCCUCACAGCUGUCUGGUAUAGCUCCUCCACCCGUUUGCAGGAAUGUACAGCAAAAUACUGCCUCAGCAAGUAGUGAAGGCUCCCCAAGAUCAACAGUAAACACAACUCUUCAAGCCCCUCGAAGGAAGUUUGUGGAUGAAGGAAAAUUAAGAAAGAUAUCCGGGAGAUUAUUCUCUGAUUCUGGUCCCAGACGAAGUACACGAUUAGCAGGAGAAGCAGGGGGAAGCAACAACACGGCAAUAACAUCAUCAACUGGGAAUGGAACAAGUCAUUCUUCAAAGUAUAUUGGAAAUUCUAGGUUGAGCAAUGCAGGAUUACGCUCUGUGACACUUCGCAAAGGACAGGCAUGGGCAAGUGAAAGUUUUGAAGAAGGAAUUCGCCAUGAGGCAUUUGAUGACUCUCGAUUAAAUGCACAAGCAAGUAUUAGUACAUCUUCCUCUUAUGAUGCUGGUUUUACUGAGCAGGAUGGUGGAUCUAUGAGUUUAUGUAGAACUACUUGUGAUGAUUCUAGAGUUCGUAAUGGGGCUCUAGAAAUAUUAGGCCUGUGGAGACUCUUGGGGGAUGGCUAUAGACUUAUUUGCAUGUACAAGUGCCAGGAUGCAUUGGACACCUAUCAGAAACUUCCGUCCAAACAUUACAAUACUGUCUGGGUGCUUUCGCAGGUUGGGAGAGCAUAUUUUGAAUUAGUUGAUUAUAUAGAAGCUGAACGCGCCUUCACUCUUGCUCGACGCCAGUGUCCUUGCAGCUUAGAUGGCAUGGAUGUCUACUCUACUGUUCUCUACCAUUUGAAGGAAGAUAUGAAAUUAAGUUACCUGGCUCAUGAGCUGCAAUCAAUUGACCGUUUGGCUCCUCAAACAUGGUGUGCAAUGGGAAAUUGCUACAGCUUACAGAAAGACCAUGAUACAGCUCUGAAAAUUUUCCAGCGAGCUGUGAAACUCGAUUCAAGGUUCGCGUAUGCUCAUACUCUCUGUGGUCAUGAACAUGUUGCUUUGGAGGAUUUUGAGAGUGGAAUAAGAAGCUUCCAGAAUGCUCUUCGUGUCGAUUCUCGACAUUACAAUGCGUGGUAUGGUCUUGGAAUGGUCUACCUUCGUCAAGAGAAGUUUGAGUUUGCUGAACAUCAUUUUCGGAUGGCGUUUCAGAUAAAUCCUCAUUCCUCUGUGAUCAUGUCAUAUCUUGGAACAGCUCUGCACGCUUUAAAGAGAAAUGAGGAAGCUUUGAUGAUGAUGGAGAAGGCAAUUGAAGCAGAUAAAAAGAAUCCUCUUCCCAUGUAUCAGAAGGCUAUUGUAUUGUCUAGCAUGGAUAACUAUGAUGAAGCUCUAGAGGUCUUGGAAGAGCUAAAGGAAUAUGCUCCUCGUGAAUGCAGUAUCUAUGCAUUGAUUGGUAAGAUGUAUAAGCGAAAGAACAUGCAUGAGAAGGCAAUGUUGCAUUUCGGACUUGCCUUAGACUUGAAGCCAUCAGCAACUGAUGUUGCUACCAUAAAGGCUGCCAUUGAGAAGUUGCAUGUGCCAGACGACUUAGAUGAUAUUUUAUAAUAAAAGGAUUAACCAGUGAAAGAUGCUGAAAAUGUAUUGGGUACAUUACAACACACUUGGAGCUGUCUGUCCCCCGCAAUGCUCCUGGUUGAUUCUCUAUCAGGUUAAUUAGGCUAUAUGCACGCCAUGAGGAAUGCCAGAUCGCUCCUGACCAGGAGAUGUUGUAAAAUACAACGUUUUGCAGGCAUUUGCAAAAGUGAAGUAAUCGAGAUAGUGUUGUAAAUCACACAACGAGAACCAGUCAUGAGUUUCACAUCUUCAAUCAUGCUGGGGAAAGAUUUGUAUAUCAGCUGCAGUUCAGUAGUUUGUAUAACCUUGACGAGAUGUUAUUUAUUGAUCUUGUAGCACUCCUUGAGGGAACACUAGUCCACUACUAGUGCAACUUUAGUUUCAACUUAUGGAAAACAAACCCAUGUGUAAACUAAAUCUGUCUCAAAAUAAUAGUAAACUCUUCUCAUUGUUCACGACGUUAAA